Messenger RNA from Mucor mucedo, 1920 nucleotides. Its product is annotated as kinase-like domain-containing protein. Gene Ontology annotation, biological process: intracellular signal transduction; protein phosphorylation. The record is from RefSeq and is a predicted model, not a curated record. Gene Ontology annotation, cellular component: cytoplasm. The coding region runs from base 127 to 1728 and encodes 533 amino acids. Lineage: Eukaryota; Fungi; Mucoromycota; Mucoromycetes; Mucorales; Mucoraceae. Gene Ontology annotation, molecular function: protein serine/threonine kinase activity; ATP binding. The transcript has 2 exons.
CUAUAAAUACAAACCUUUUUUUUCACUAAUUUUUUUUUCUUAAUUGUUAUUAUUCCACUAUUUCUUUUUCACACUGUUAUUCUCAAUACCCAUAAAUAAAACCACAACACCUGCAAAUUCAACAAUAUGACCUCUGUAACAGUUGAUAACAAGGAUGAUUGCUAUUUUGAAAAUAGUGGAUAUCUUUCAUCUGGCCCAUACUUCGUUGAUGAGCCUAUUCCCAGAUCAGUUUCACCUGACUGCAUGGAACUCAAUACUACACACCCCCAUGACAAUGAUUGCCCGUCUCUUAGUAAACAUGGUCGAGGAUCAAAUGAUACAGUCUCAUCAAUCGCAUCAUCCUGUAUUACAACUCCAUCAUCAGCGCCUUCUACACCGGUGCCCGCCGAAAUCAAAUUGGCUAAACCUAUUCCAGUCAAAAAACCAACCAAACGUCUUAGCAACGCAUUAAGCAACGGAUUUUUUGGUAGUCUGAAAAUGACAUCCGCCUCUCCUAACGGGUCUUCCGUUUCCUCAUCACUUGAAGGCAGUAUUAGCAGACGUUUUAGUGGUGCAUCUAUUCAUAGUUCUAGUUCAGUCAGUAGCACUGCCAGUAAGAUCGGCAAAUCAUUUUCUAAAAUGCUGAGUUCGUCUCCUUUCAAAAAAUCUCCCCAAGAUAUGACAUGUGGGUCAUUCGGCGUUGUUCCCUUACUGUCUCAGAAAUAUGGUGAAUAUGUUAAGCCUGAGAAUCGUUCCACUAAAGGAAUGGGGUCGACAUCCAAAAAGAAUAUUGCUAGUGGUGCAACUGCUGUGAUUCGUUUGGUACAACAAAGAACAGGUGGCCGGAUUUUAGCUGUGAAGGAAUUCAAGAAACGUGACAAGUCUGAACCUGAACGUGAAUAUCAAAAACGCAUGUUAAAUGAAUAUUGCAUCAGCAAAUCUGCCUCAAAUAACCCUCACAUUGUGGAUACACUAGAUCUUGUGAAAGACGAAAAAAGCCGUUGGUGUGUCGUUAUGGAAUAUUGUGCAGGAGGAGAUGUGUUCAAUUUGUUACAUGAAAAACCUAACAUGGCACCCGACGAUAUAGCCUGUUUGUUCAAGCAGCUCUUACUAGGUUUACAACACCUUCAUCAACUCGGCAUUGCCCAUCGUGAUAUCAAGCCUGAAAACUUAGUACUAACCUCAACCGGUACACUUAAAAUUGCUGAUUUUGGAGUUGCUGACGUCGUUCAAUCUUGCUUUGAAAAAGAAUCCCACUCCUGUAAAAAGUGGUGUGGUUCUGAACCCUUCUGGUCACCUGAAAUGUGGAAGAUUAAAGAUGAUAACUGUCCUUACGAUGGUAGAGCACUUGAUGUCUGGAGUGCCGCUACCACUUAUUUCUGUAUGCGCUUUCAACAAUUACCAUUCGGUGCUACCUUCUAUACUGGCCGUCCUGGGGGUUCACCACCUAAAGGUGCCAUGCCAGGCUCACCUGCUGCUGUAGCUGCUCAAGCUGAAGAUGGCGGUGAUUUCGAUUACAAGAGAUAUGUCGAACAACGCCAAAAGUUAGAUCCUAGUGAUUGCGACUUAUUCAAAAAUUUCACUCAAUCUGAACGUGAAUGUCUUGCUGGAAUGAUGGAUCCUAAUCCAGAAACCCGUUGGACUAUCGACCAAGCUUUGCAGUGUCCAUGGAUGUCAGAUUUUGAAGUUUGCAAGGACGGUAAACUCUCGAACGGUUACAACCACACUCAUUAUGUACCAUCAAAAUAGAAAUCUUCUGUGUCCUUAUUCUUUGUAUUAUAUUUCUUUUCCUUUAUCUACUUGUAAUAUUAUAAUUAUUUUUUCCCGCUCUCAUUCAAACAUAGAUUCCUUUUUCUUUUCCCUUUUUUUUUUUCUGCAAUCAAAAUAAACAUGAUAAAGUUAUUCAAAUUUUACUGGCUAUUAUGUUCCUAGUUAUACUUU